Messenger RNA from Doryrhamphus excisus (bluestripe pipefish), 15362 nucleotides. It is a transcript of the gene tet3, whose product is annotated as tet methylcytosine dioxygenase 3. Gene Ontology annotation, molecular function: DNA 5-methylcytosine dioxygenase activity. NCBI's taxonomy places the organism in Eukaryota, Metazoa, Chordata, Actinopteri, Syngnathiformes, Syngnathidae. The record is from RefSeq and is a predicted model, not a curated record. Gene Ontology annotation, cellular component: nucleus. Gene Ontology annotation, biological process: positive regulation of transcription by RNA polymerase II; chromosomal 5-methylcytosine DNA demethylation, oxidation pathway.
GUCUUGAGGCGAGAGGCGGGGUACACCCUGGACUGGUGGCCAGCCAAUCACAGGGCACAUAUAGACAAACAACCAUUCACACUCACAUUCAUACCUAUGGACAAUUUGGAGUCGCUAAUUAACCUAGCAUGUUUUUUUUUUUUUGGAAUGUGGGAGGAAACCGGAGUACCCGGAGAAAAACCCACGCAUGCAACAUGCAAACUCCACACAGAGAUGGCCGAGGGUGGAAUUGAACACUGGUCUCCUAGCUGUGAGGUCUGCGGGCUAACCACUCGACCGCCGUGCCGCCCUAAAUAAAAUAAUUUAACUAAUUCAUUCAUUCAUUUUCUACCGCUUUUUCCUCACGAGGGUUGCGGGGGUGCUGGAGCCUAUCCCAGCUGUCUUUGGGCGAGAGGCGGGGUACACCCUGGACUGGUGGCCAGCCAAUCACAGGGCACAUAUAGACAAACAACCAUUCACACUCACAUUCAUACCUAUGGACAAUUUGGAGUCGCUAAUUAACCUAGCAUGUUUUUUUUUUUUUGGAAUGUGGGAGGAAACCGGAGUACCCGGAGAAAACAGGGAAAACAUGCAAACUCCACAGAGAUGGCCGAGGGUGGAAUCGAGCUUGGGUCUCCUCGCUGUGAGGUCUGCGCACUAACCACUCAACCGCCGUGCCGCCCCAGAAGAUUAUUCAUUCAUUCAUUUUCUACCGCUUAUCCUCACGAGGGUCGCAGGGGGGUGCUGGAGCCUAUCCCAGCUGUCUUCAUGCGAGCCAGCCAAUCACAUGGCACAUAUAGACAAACAACCAUUCACACUCACAUUCAUACCUAUGGACAAUUUGGAGUCACUAAUUAUUCAUUAAUUUUCUACUGCUUAUCCUCACGAGGGUUGCGGGGGUGCUGGAGCCUAUCCCAGCUGUCUUGGGACGAGAGGCGGGGUACACCCUGGACUGGUGGCCAGCCAAUCACAGGGCACAUAUAGACAAACAACCAUUCACACUCACAUUCAUACCUAUGGACAAUUUGGAGUCGCUAAUUAACCUAGCAUGUUUUUUUUUGGAAUGUGGGAGGAAACCGGAGUAUGCAAACUCCACACAGAGAUGCCCGAGGGUGGAAUUGAACCCUGGUCUCCUAGCUGUGAGGAUGCACGUUUUAAGUUGAAUUAAUUAAGUUGAGUGAUGAUUAAUCUUUAAAAAUGAAUUAUUGUAUUAUUUUCAUGUGUAGGGAUGAUGUUGAAGUACUACAAAAGUCCUAACGUUGCGAUGAGCUGCUGCGUCACUGCAGCCGUUAGAUUCCCUUUUUCAGCGUGUGUGUGUGUGUGUGUGUGUUGUGUUCGAGGGUUAGAAAUGUGUCACAUGACUCAGACGCCGACGCGCCCGGGUAAAAUGAAGGCACCAUGACGCGGAUGAUGAAGCCAAAUAAUCAACAUGUGUUUCCUGCUUCACCCCCCCCUCUUUUUUUUCAUUGGUCCUCCAUUGUCACAUGACCUAUGCUCCACUUCUCUUUCCUUCCCUUUGGAUGGCUCGGGCUGCGCUGUUUCGCUUUGGGAUUGACGCUGAUCUCUUGUAUGAAAAAAAAAAUACGGCAACAGAGAUGCAGAUAACGUACAUUUCGUCAGGAUCGGAGUCUGGCGGAACAUUGAAGCCAUAAGCUUGACGGACGCCGAGAGAGGAACGCAGCCUGUAGAAAACAAGAGAGCGAGAGAGGCUAAGAGGGACUGAGAAAGCCCGUAGUAUGGAGAGGAAGUCAGUUCCGCGGAAUAGUGUUGAAGUUGGAAAAUCCUGGGUAAUGUCAAAGAAUUGAACGCUACGCAGCAGCUGUACGGAGGAGGCGGCCAUUUUUUUUUUUCUGAUUCACCUGAAAGGGAAACUCCAGCGACAGUGACAGUGAGGCCAGUCAGCCAUGGAAAAACGUUGGGUCGAUGAUAAGCGAGGUUAGGAGGAGGCGACAACUCAAGGGUUACGUUACAUGUUAGCGUAGUGAACAGGACAGGAGGUUCGAGUUCUUGGAAUGGCGGUCUUCUUCUUGACGUAGUCCAUUACUAUUUUUCCUUCUCGCUGAUGCCAACGUGUCAUUCCCGUGUUUUUCCAUAUCGUGUAUUUUUCCCUUUUACUUGACUGAAAAGAUGACAUCGCAAACCUCCCACUUUGUCGUUCUCCUUUUCAAUCUCGGGAGAAAAGAGCGGGCAACACAACAACAACAACAACAACAACCUCGCUGCCACUAUGCGGUGUGGAGCUACUGCCCCCCGGGUAAGACCGAAAGCGAAGGAAAACCGGCGCAGAUGGAAGAACCGAUGAAGCAACGGUUUAAAAAACAAGCGACGUUAACAUCGAAGUCACAAUGGACGCCUGAUAUGAACAGCCUAUAAGGAGAUUGGAGAUGGAACCGCUUCCUCAACAACUCUUUCUGUUCCUCGCACACUCCUCCAUUCCUAUCGUACGUGCACGCCGUGGCUCAGAUAAUGGCCUCUCACGCUGCACACACUGAAAAGAGAGAGAGAGAGAGAGAGCAGAUGAGAUGGAGGUAAAGGCAGCGUAAGAGGGAGGGGAAUAGAGAAAGAGAGAGAGAAAGGGGGGGGAGGGUGUCGACUGAAGAGAAGCCGACUGCAUGUGUAGCCGAGAGACGGAAAAGAAAGAAAGAAAGAAAAGGAUAUUGAAAAAAAGGGAGGAGAAAAGGAGAUAAUGAGAAAAGAACAGAAAGUGUCAGAAGAAAGAAUGAGGAACGUGCAAAGAUGCGUUAUUGACGCGCGACCAGCCACUCCAUCUGGCUGUAUGAAAUAAGGAAGGACGCUUUCAACGUCGCUCAAUGCUCCUCUCUGGGAGCCUCCUCCUCGCGGCUUUCUGCUCUCCAACCGCCAUACUGUUCACGAAGUCACUUCAUUGGAUGGCCCCAGAGGUGGAGGCCAGAUGGAAAUUGGGUCACAUGACCGCCUCCAGGAAGGCGCGCUGAGCCUGGAACUAUCCAAUGGCGUGAAUUGCUACCCUAACGAUAAUGAGUCAUCAAUGGACACGGAGCAGAAGAGGGCGGGAAGUGUACCCCCGAGGCAGUGCUGGGCGUCGGGGCACGGCGAUGACCAACGACAAGCAUCUUUGAACAGCAACAGUCAUGCAAACCCGAGUGAACCUGUCCACCAUGUGGAUAUGGAGGAUGCUCACAAUCUGGUCAAUUUUUCCGCCAUCGCGGGCACCUUACCUCCUUCUUCGUCCGCGUCCUGCCUCCAAGCGGAACCGGUGACGACACAACUGUAUGAGAAAUUCAUCCAGGAGAUGGGUGCUGACGGGGCUCGGAUCAAACACUCAGGGGCUCCGGACUCAAGCCACCGAUCUCUAGAAGAUAUGAACACACUGCAGACAGCGCUGAGCCAAGCAAAACAUGGUCACAAGCCUCCUAACUGUAACUGUGAUGGACCAGAUUGUCCCGACUACCUUGAGUGGCUGGAGAAGAAGAUUAAGUUGGCGACCGGUGAGGAUCAAAACACCAGCAAGAUGUCUAAUUCCACUCAUUUACAGCAGAAUCAGCCCUAUCUCCAAGCGAACGGGGGCGACCACCACUUGUCUUCUUCCUACCCUCAGCAGCAACAUCGGAAAAAAGUACCCUGCUCCAAACUUCCUCCGAUUCCCUGCUCACCCCAGGUGCUCUCUAUAGCCAAGGAAAGGAAUGUCAGUCUCCAGACAGCCAUCGCCAUAGAAGCCCUUACGCAGUUAUCUGCUGCUGGAACUCAAGGUGCUGGUCUUCCGGGUCAAGGUCUCUUUAAUAAUAACCUCCAGCAUCAUCAACACAGCCAGAACCUCCUAUCUCCUCCUCCGAAUGGCACUAACUUGAUUCCAUCCUCACGUUCUCAGUCCGUCCCUCCGGGAUUACACACUCACCAGGAGACGGCGGUGUCCUGUGAGCACCAUCGGCCCCAGUCACAGGGCCAACCCCCCCAUGCUUCUACCUCUCCUUUUCCAGGUCAAGGAAAUACUCAAGGUUUUGGCCAGAAUUCCCAACAGUGGCUGCAGUGCCCGAACAGAGGCUCCGAAGAUCAAAAAGCAUGGAUGCGUAUGAAUUCUGAUUCUCAUUACGCUGGUGCAACUCACGCUAGAUCAGACCUGAUGACUGAACUCAAACAGCUCCUGGGUGACACAAACGGAAAGUCCGACAACGCGUCUUUCAAACUUCCGGUCGCGCAACAGUUCAGCCAGAACGGAAACUUCCAAGCGCAGUCGGGUAUGCGCAGGAUAAAACAAGAGCCAGACUCGGGUGAGACUUACCAUCAUUCCGCCUCCGUGGCUAAUGGUCAGUUUCAGGCUCACCACUACGCCGGUACCCCGUUGUCUCCUGGGCAAGCGGCCAUCAGACACUCAACUCAGGCAGCUCUGCAACAGCACCUUCAUUACAAGAGGAACCUCUUCUCUAAUCACUCCUCUGGCUUCGGUGCUCCAAGUGCCCCUUGUCAAAACUUAAAAAAAUGGUGGCCGCAAAUGGAACCCAACGGUUUGACGCACCUGAACAUAAAACAGGAGCCCAAGGAACCCAAGAAGAAAAAAACUGCAUCCCCCGUCAUCAAAGCUAUGAUGCACCAGGCUCCCCCGCUUCCGAAACCCAAACAGAUUAUCAUCAAGAAGACCAAGCAAAAAGCUUCAGUGCCAACUUUCCUCCCCAAGACUCAAAUCACCACGGGCCCGGCCAACGCCCCGACCAGUCUGCAACCUGCAGGUUCACUGCCCCUGUUGCCCUCUCACAGUAACUCCUCUCAGGUGGCUUCCGCAGGCCUCCCUGCCCAAGCCCAAUCUCAGGUAUCCAUUCCCAACCUCUCAUCGCCUCCGUCUUUGACUGAUUCUGCUUUGUCGGGGAACGCUGCAUCUCUCAUGGAGUCUCCGCCCCCACCGAUGCCCCGUGUCACUCAUGCUAAACCGGAGGAAGUGCGUAGUUUAGCCUCUGCCAACACUGCCUCAAAUCUGACCUCCACAUCUCCACCCAACACCUCACAAUUACCCGGCCUCUUCAACAUCGACCCCAAGUAUGAAGAACUGAUUCGUCAGUUUGAAGCUGAAUUCGGGGACUCGGCCGCAGACGCACCUUCCAGCCAAGCGACGUCUACGACUGAUACGGUUUCUCAGAUAAGAAACCAAUCCCAGUCCAGUGGUCUGGACCCUAGUGUCAUAACAUCAUCUGCUACCAAGAAUGCUCCGUUCAUCCACAACCCUGAGUCCUGCUCCACGGAGCCUCAUGGGAAUAGUCAAGUGAUGGAUGAUAAACCUGAAGCGCAGAGGGAACUAACCUCAAACCAAACAUCCACAGAGAGUCCAACGCAGGACCAGAUGGACCUGGUCCAACAGCAGCAGCAGCAAAGUCAAAUAAACGAUACAUUCAGCAUACCAUGUUCACCCUUGCCGAAACGGAUGAAAAUCGAAACCACGGGCGAUGUAGCUAUACUUUCCACGACUUGCUACUCUGAGGAGGACACACCCACCAAGAACGGCCUGCCUUGUUCUCCAUCUUUGAAAGGGUUCUUAGAGUCUCCUCUGCACUAUCUAGACACCCCUACAAAGAGCUUGCUGGAUACUCCAUCGAAAGACCUACAAGCAGAGUUCCCCACUUGUACCUGUGUGGAACAAAUCCUGGAGAAAGAUGAGGGACCUUACUACAAUCACUUGGGAUCAGGACCAACUGUGGCCUCCAUAAGAGACCUGAUGGAAACACGGUAUGGAGAGAAAGGAGAGGCGGUCCGGAUAGAAAAAGUGGUGUACACAGGAAGAGAAGGAAAGAGCUCAAGAGGAUGCCCCAUUGCUAAAUGGGUGAUUCGCCGUUCCGAUGAGAAAGAGAAGUUGCUGUGUCUGGUCCGUCAUCGUGCCGGCCACCACUGUGCCAACGCUGUCAUCAUCAUCCUCAUCAUGGCAUGGGAAGGCGUCCCAAAGCCUCUCGCUGAUAAACUGUACCGAGAGCUCAGCGACACGCUCACCAAAUAUGGCAACCCCACUAGUAGACGCUGUGGCCUCAAUGAUGAUCGAACUUGCGCAUGUCAAGGCAAGGACCCUGACACUUGCGGUGCUUCGUUCUCCUUUGGCUGUUCCUGGAGUAUGUACUUCAAUGGUUGCAAAUACGCACGGAGUAAAAUACCACGCAAGUUCCGGCUACAAGGAGAGCACCCUGAAGAGGAAGACAAACUCAGGAAUAACUUCCAGCAUCUGGCAACCGAGGUGGCUCCAUUGUACAAGAAGCUGGCCCCUCAGGCCUACAGCAACCAGUGUCAAUCAGAAUAUAAGGCCCAAGACUGCAGACUGGGUUUGAAAGAGGGAAGACCAUUUGCAGGAGUCACUGCUUGCAUGGACUUCUGUGCCCAUGCCCAUAAGGACCAGCACAACCUUUACAAUGGCUGUACAGUGGUGUGCACUUUGACCAAGGAGGACAACCGUGCGGUUGGCGAGAUCCCUCAGGACGAACAGCUCCAUGUGUUACCUCUCUACAAGCUCUCCACCACCGACGAAUUUGGCAGCGAGGAAGGCCAGCGUCUCAAGAUGCAAACAGGAGGCGUUCAGGUGCUUCAGGCUUUCCGCCGAGAAGUCCGAAAGUUGCCUGAACCAGCCAAGUCGUGUCGACAACGCCGUCUCGAUGCUAAGAAGGCCGCAUCAGAAAAGAAGAAAAAUAAACUCCAGCAGCAGGCAGGAGAAACACCGGAGAAGACAGUUGUUAAAACCGAAGUGUGCAUCAGUGAGUCCCCGCAACACCAAGGCAAUAAAGCAAUUAUAAAACAAGAAGUUCAGCCCAACAUCAAGAAGGAACCCUUCAUCGGAUCAAUGGAUGGAUACUCUUUGCAAGCAGCCAGUGCAAUCAAGACCAUGUACCCGCAUCCGGCCUACUAUGCAAGGGGAGGCCUCCCCAAACCUGGCCAUCCCUCUGCAGCAGACCCAGUAAACGGCUACAACCACAACCUGCCCACAUCGCACUACGGUCUCUACAACUACGCCCCCAAUGCACUUUUCCCCCCUAAAAUGAGGACCUACGAGGCUCGCAAAGAGUCUUUGUCCAAUCCCGGCACUAAGGAUAUCCAAGCGGACAAGAAGCCUGAUAUUCACAGUCUUCAAGCAAGACUAGCUCAUUCCUACCCGGGUCAUUCAGAACCAAUCAACCAAAUCAACACCCAGUCAUCAGACUACAACCAACCACGCCCUUCUUCGGUUUCUUCCGAGUCCUCCAACAGAGCAACUCCGGUCAUCAAGCAGGAGCCGAUGGAUAUGCCGGUCUGUGAGGACCCAGGAUUGGUGCACCAGGCUGGUGCAAACACACCUAGCAACACCCCGCACCCUGCUACCUGGCCCGGAAACAGGUUCAACGGAGGUAUUGUUCCUGAGAAUUGGGACUAUCAGAAUUGUCGACAAAGUCCAGAACCGUCAUUAGCUAACGUAGACAAGCAGAAGUUUCACCAGCAUUCCCAGCAACACGGUUCUUCUUACCCACAACCGUGGACAUCCUUCCCCGGUGGAAAUACACUCAUGGCAUCCCCUGCUUCAUCGCCAGUGCCUCAGGUACCUCCGUCCCAGUCGCCUCAUUUAGGCAUUCACAGAGGAUCUCCUUGCCCAUCCACUCCUCGUCCAAGCACCCCUCAUCCGGGUACACCUCAGCCUGGUAUCACUCCCCCAUUGUCUCUUACACACCCUGGGAAUUCUCACUCCCGUUCACUGACACCCCAUUCUGCCACUCCCAGGCAGUGGCUCAGCCCCGCCCCGAGUCCCCAGCCAAAUUCUUGGCCGAUGGGCCACGCAGCAUACAGCCCCGGUUUGAAGCACAGCAACCCCGCGGGCGCCUACCCCGAUAAGAUGUGGUGCAAAACCGGCGAAAGUCGCUGUUCGACUCCUCUCGGGGUUCAAGAGAAAGCCUGGAAGUCAUGCGGCGGUUCCGUCGCAGGCAAUACUCCAUCCCCCGCCCCCGAGGGACGCCUCUUCCCCGAUGCGCUGCAGCAAUCAGAUCAAUCCGGCUGGGGCCAAGCGGAAUGCGACGCCGGGAGCACCAAGGGGCGUGACGACGACGAGGAAGAAGUGUGGUCCGACAGCGAGCACAACUUCCUCGAUCCUAACAUCGGCGGUGUCGCCGUGGCGCCGGCUCACGGGUCCAUUCUAAUCGAAUGCGCACGUCGGGAACUCCAUGCUACCACUCCGCUGAAAAAACCCGAUCGCUCCCACCCAACUCGUAUCUCUCUGGUCUUCUAUCAGCACAAAAACCUCCAACAGCCCAUGCAUGGAUUAGCUGUUUGGGAGGCCAAAAUGAAGCUCCUGGCAGAGCGGGCGCUUCAGAGGCAACAGGAAGCAGCGCUUCUCGGCCUCUCGCAGGAAGAAAUCAAAGCGCUUAGCAAGAAACGCAAAUGGGGGGCCGCCGCCGCAACGGGGGCCGCGCUCGGUGCUGGACAAUCUAAAGACAAAAGAGACGGGCCCGUUACGCGGUUGGCACCCAGUUUCCACACGACCUCGAUGGUUACCGCAUCUCCCUAUGCCUUCACGCACCUCACCGGGCCAUACAGCUACUUCGUGUGACGUCAGCCACCAACGGAUCAAUGAGGGAAGAUGUCUGCCAUCUUCUCCGUCAUGCCCCCCCCUCUGCUGUCCACUUAGAGGUGGGGACAUUUUUAUUGCUAUUAUUAUUAUUUUUUUUUUUUUUUUACCUCAUGUCAGGCAGUGUUUGGCCUUUAGACACACUGCUUGUGGUGCUCUGCCUCUCUUUUCCCAAGAGAGGAACUCCAUUGUUUUUUUUUCUUGUUUAUAGAAUUCUAAUGAUUCUAAAUAUUGCUAUUGUUAUUAUGAAUAUUAUUAUGAUUGCAAUUAUUACCGUCAAUGUUGUUCUUACAGGUAUUAUAAUGAAGAAUUGUUGUGAUUUUUUAUUUUUUUUUUAAAUCAUGUUAUUGUUAAUGAUUUAAUUUUAUUUUUGUUUUAUAUAUUUUUAAUCCGUAUGAUAUUUUUCUUUUCUGGUUAAUCUUCCAGCUGUGUUAAAAGGAGGAGUUAUUAUUAUCUGCGUGACAAGAUAUGAGUGUUUAUAUAUGAUAAUAAUUUUUUUGAAAUUUACAAAAAUAAGGACGGCACGGUGGACGAGUGGUUAGCGAGCAGAUCUCACAGCUAGGAGACCAAGGGUUCAAUUCCACUCUCUGCCAUUUCUAUGUGGAGUUUGCAUGUUCUCCCCAAGUUUUCUCCGGUUACUCCGGUUUCCUCCCACAUUCCAAAAAAACAUGCUAGGUUAAUUAGCGACUCCAAAUUGUCCAUAGGUAUGAAUGUGAGUGUGAAUGGUUGUUUGUCUAUAUGUGCCCUGUGAUUGGCUGGCGACCAGUCCAAGGGUGUACCCCGCCUCUCGCCCGAAAGACAGCUGGGAUAGGCUCCAGCACCCCCACAACCCUUGUGAGGAAAAGCGGUAGAAAACGAAUGAUUGAAUGAGUUCUCCUCCUAUGUUGUGUGGAAGUGGUAACUUUUUGGCUUCUUAUUUUCCUUCCCCACCCUCGGACAUCUCUGUGUGGAGUUUGCAUGUUCUCCCCCGUGCAUGCGUGGGUUUUCUCCGGGUACUCCGGUUUCCUCCCACAUUCCAAAAAAACAUGCUAGGUUAAUUAGCGACUCCAAAUUGUCCAUAGGUAUGAAUGUGAGUGUGAAUGCUUGUUUGUCUAUAUGUGCCCUGUGAUUGGCUGGCGACCAGUCCAAGGGUGUACCCCGCCUCUCGCCCGAAAGACAGCUGGGAUAGGCUCCAGCACCCCCACAACCCUUGUGAGGAUAAACGGUAGAAAACGAAUGAAUGAAUGAGUUCUCCUCCUAUGUUGUGUGGAAGUGGUAACUUUUUGGCUUCUUAUUUUCCUUCCCCACCCUCGGCCAUCUCUGUGUGGAGUUUGCAUGUUCUCCCCGUGCAUGCGUGGGUUUUCUCCGGGUACUCCGGUUUCCUCCCACAUUCCAAAAAAACAUGCUAGGUUAAUUAGCGACUCCAAAUUGUCCAUAGGUAUGAAUGUGAGUGUGAAUGGUUGUUUGUCUAUAUGUGCCCUGUGAUUGGCUGGCGACCAGUCCAGUGAAUGAAUGAAUGAAUUUACAAGAAUAUACAUUCAUCCAGAAUGGCGAAUAAUAUUGUGAGAUUUUUUUCAAAUUUGCACUAUUUGCAUAAUUUUUUUUUUAAUCGGAACUCCAAAUGAAAAUGACUGAAGUGUCCUACCUUUUGGGACUUGAAACUAAAACUUUUUUUUUUAAUUUAGGCACAUGCAUAUCUUGUCACUCCUUAAUGUUCUCCUCCUUUUCACCUUCUUCUGUACCCCAGCAGCUUAUGACUGGUGCUUAAACUUCCAGCUCUCCACGACUUGUCAUGGCACUUGAUGCUGUACUUUAGGUGCUCUAACUGAAAUCGAGGUUAUGUCGUAUUUUUGCUCAUCUGUGAUAAUAUUAUUGGGGUUUUUUUUGGUGUGCAAAUUCCACCUGAUCCCAGAUCUGUAACUACUACAUUCAGUAGAAUCAGGUUCCUCUGGCUUUCAGUUAGGAGUGAUCACUUUGUUGAGCCAACUCUAGAGGGCAGGCUUGUCUGCCGUUUGAAAGACCUCCUAGCACUUAGAGCGACAUCCAUUCAGGCACCAGUACAGCCUUGUUGGCCCGGUUUGGACAGGUUCACCAAAGGCGGUGCUGAUCCUGGUCCCUUUGAUGAAACUAAUCAGGACAAAGCUGAUAUUUAGAAGGUAAAAAUAUAUGGUGGGAGUGCUUUUGGGCACGGUGGUCGAGUGGACAGCUAGGAGACUGAUUCCACCCUCGUGGGUUUUCUCCGGGUACUCCGGUUUCCUCCCACAUUCCAAAAACAUGCUAGGUUAAUUAGCGACUCCAAAUUGUCCAUAGGUAUGAAUGUGAGUGUGAAUGGUUGUUUGUCUAUAUGUGCCCUGUGAUUGGCUGGCCACCAGUCCAGGGUGCAUUCUGUCACACAUUCAGUCACUGAAGGGGUGCGUCUACAGUGGCGAAAAUUGGUGAAAGCAAAAUGUUAGCAUGUGACCUCACCGAUGAUUGGGCAAAAGUUCCCACAAUCUACAACAUCCAGUCCAGGGGUGUCCAAAGUGAGGCCUGGGGGCCAUUUGCAUCACAUUUUUUUCCUUUUUUUUUUUUUUUUUUUUGGUAUGUGCCACGUUGUAAAAAUAUCAUAAAAAAUAGCAGUAAUUUUACAAGAAUAAAGUCAAAAUAUACAUAGAAAGUUUUUUAAUCUAAUGAGAUUUCUUUGGAAUUUUAUGAGAAUAAUGUCAUAAUGUUAUGAGGAAAAUAAUGUACCAUAGUUAAAAAAAUAUUUUUUUGUAAUAACAAAAAAAUAAGUUGUUUUUUUUUGGGGGGGGGGGGGAUUAGGUUGGACAAAAAGUUAUGCUAUUAUGAAAAAAAUGAAGAAAAUUAGGAAGACAAUUUACAAGAAGAAAGCUGAAAUAGUUGAGAAAUUGAAUUAUACAAGAAUAAAGGCAAAAAUAUUAAGUAAAAAAAAGUGAACAUUUCAGGAAAAUAAUGUACAAUAGUUAAAAAAAUAUGUUUUUUUGUGGAAAUUUUGUAAUAACAAAAAAUAAAGUUUGUUUUUUUGGGGGUAAAAUUAGGUUGGACAAAAAGUUAUACUAUUAUAACUUCAAAAUGAAGAAAUUUAGGAAGACAAUUUACAAGAAGAAAGCUGAAAUAGUUAUAAAGGCAAACAUAUUAAGUAAAAAAAAAAGUGAAAAUUUCACGAGAAUAGACUUGUAAAAACAUGCUAGGUUAAUUAGCGACUCCAAAUUGUCCAUAGGUAUGAAUGUGAGUGUGAAUGGUUGUUUGUCUAUAUAUGCCCUGUGAUUGGCUGGCCACCAGUCUAAGGGUGUACCCCGCCUCUUGCCCGAAGACAGCUGGGAUAGGCUCCAGCACCCCCUGCGACCCAAAACAGCGAUAAGCGGCAUAGAAAAUGGAUGGAUGGAGUGCUUUUGGGUCAUUCUGCAUACACUGUGGUGCUCUCCUUAUACACUUGAUUUCCUGCGAAGGCCCAUCCUGUCGUCUGCAUGGUGCUGUCAUCUUCAAGCAGAGCACGGUGGGUUCUUCUGCAGGCACCUUGCAAACACAUAACCAGCCAACACUAGAACUGGUUCCUUCUUAGACUACCAAGUCAGGUUCCCAUUUCCGGUGCUUUUCAUAGGAACACUUCUGUACCAAGUGGAUGAGAAGUUUGGCUUCUGGGAGUUGGUAACGAAUGCAUGUGAGCCAAAGAACGAGACAUUGUGGGUUGUGGAUGUCUCAUAAUUUCCAUUUAAAAUGAACGAAAAAAAAUAAUAAUAAUGGGGUGUAUCGUUGAAUUUGGUUAGAUGCACACUGACUCCCAGUCGCCGAGUCGUUUAAUGCGUCACGACACUGUUUCAUCCGUGAAAAUAACUUCUCCAGCUCUCUACCUCACGCUUUGUAGAGACACUGGUCACGAUCACAACAUGCUAACGAGGGCCGAGAAUCAUGCAUGUCCUUUUUUGUGUCAUCUCCACUUUGACUUGUGUGUGUGUUUUGUUUUUUUUUUUACGUUUAUUUAUUACCGGUGAUGAUAAUGAUUGUCCUUAUUUCUUCAUCUUUUGAUAUACCUAAUACAAAUUGUACAUAGAGAAGAACAGAUUUAUAAAAGCACUUUUAAACUUGAUUUUAAAUGACGAAAAGAAAAGAAAAAAAAAGACGAUUAUUGACAACUUGAAGGCUAGUUUUUUUGUUUUUUUUUAUUUUCUGAAGAGAGAGAUAAAAAUGUAAAUAGUAAAAUAUUUAGGUAAGACUAUUUAACUGGUGAGGAUAGUGUGUACAUCUUGAAAAGCAUAGGGGGGGGUGGGGGUAUUUUGACAGCAGUACACUUGUGUUUUUUUUGUGUGUACACGUGUGCUUAGUUAAAACAUUUGUUCUACUCUCACAAGUACUGUAACUGUAUUCUAAGUCGGCAUGUAACUAGGAAGAAAGUCGCUCAAAACGAGUUGAAAAACGUCCAAUUACACAAAACUGGAGGUUCUGCAAACCUCAAAGCUGCAAAAAAAAUAAAAGCGGUCCAAUUCCAUGCCUGUUGAAUAUUUCAUGUUUAAAGCUCGCUUGUGUUAAAUCUUACUUAUGGGUGCUUUAUAUAUUUCAUUGACAUUUUAAGCCAGGGGUGUCCAAAGUGUGGCCCUUGGCUUGUUUCAGCACAUUCUGAAAAUCAGUAAUCAUCAAAAAAAAAAGCAAAUAUUUUAAACAGUUGAUAGUAAUGCCCUUUUUUUCAAUAUAUAUUUAUUUUAUCGAUUUUCUUCAGUAUCCGGCCUUUCCUGCUCAGCUGAGUCUAAUACCUAUAAGCCAGGUCCGGGGGCUAUUUGCGGUCCCCUGCUUGUUUUUGUUUUUUUUGGCCCGCGGCACAGAUUAACAUCAGUGGCCGCUGGGGGAAAAAAAACGUAAUAAGAGCAACUUGAUACUAAUAUCAACAAUAUAUUUCUUAGCAUAUCUGUGUUGGAUUGAUUUAAACCAAAAAAAAUGAAAAUUAAUCAUGAAAAUUAAUGCAUUGAUUUUUCAAUAUGCGGCACAGUGGUAUAGUGGUUAGCGCGCAGACCUCACAACUAGGAGACCAGGGUUCAAUUCCACCCUCGGCCAUCUCUGUGUGGAGUUUGCAUGUUCUCCCCGUGCAUGCGUGGGUUUCUUCCCACAUUCCAAAAAACAUGCUAGGUUAAUUAGCGACUCCAAAUUGUCCAUAGGUAUGAAUGUGAGUGUGAAUGGUUGUUUGUCUAUGUGUGCCCUGUGAUUGGCUGGCGACCAGUCCAGGGGUGUACCCCGCCUCUCGCCCGAAGACAGCUGGGAUAGGCUCCAGCACCAAAAUGAAUGAAUGAUUUUUCAGUAUGCGGCCUUCCAUUGAAAAUGUUUGCUAGUUUGAUACCAUUAAGCCAAUGAUGUCUAAAAUGCAGCCCGUGGAAGCCUGUUUUCUUUUAAUUACAACUAAAUAAAAGCAAUAACGGCGGGAAUAAAGUAAAAAUAUUGAUAAUAAUAUGCAUAGUCGCUAUUAUAUUUCUUAACAUACAUACAUUGUAUUGAUUUUAACUCAGAAAUUCAGAAUAAUUUGAUUUUUCAGUGUGUGGAAAAAAAGUUUGGACACCCUUGCUGCUCAGUUCAUUGAGUAAUUAUGUAUGAACUGCAGGUGAAUAUUGUUUUGUUUUUUUUUGAAUAUUUCCUGUCGGAUGUCAUUUAUGAAAAAAAUUGAAGCGAGUGACCCACGACUAAUCCACUUCACACACGCGCUUGGUGCUUUUUAACGUCAUGUUUUUUUUUUUUUACAUGUUCAUUCUAAAUUUGCUGAAAAACCCCGAAACCUUUUAGAGAGUCGGUGCUAUCAUAAAAAAAAAUGCUUAAAUUCACUGUGUCAAUUAUUCGGAUAGCCAAGGUUGUUUUAUUAUUAUUAUUAUUAUUUUUUUUUUUUUUUUUUUUUUUUUACACUUUUGAUGGAAGUGUUUUCACAAAGUCACAAUGUUUCCUGGUGCUGACUUUAACAUGUAUCUUAGUAAAACACUGCACAUAUUGUUCUACGGCAUGGGGGGGGGGGCAAUCAUUUUUAUUAUUAAUCAUUCCAUAUUGUACUUGAACUCAACUUUCAACUUGGAUGAGAAGUAAUAUAUUAUGUGAAGACUGUUUUCUGGUUUAUAUGUUUUGGUACGUCACAAGUACCUUUUCCAAACGACCCUUUUAGGAUGUUGUAAAUGUUCAUGUGAAGAAUGCGAAAAUAUUUCAACAAGAAUAGCGAUUAUGUACUUCAUCUCCCCCUUUUGUGUAUUUUGUCUGUUGUGGAAACACACACCCACACACAAAUAUAUAGAUAGAUGUUUGCAUCACACGUGCAUGGCCUACUUUUAGAAAAAUCCAACGUUAUUUUUUAAUAAUAAAACAUUUAGGUUUAUAUUGGAAAAGUGACCCUGGCUCAUCCAAAAAAAAAUUAUAAAUAAAAAAAAGUCUACCUACAUAACUGGCAGCUACAUUCCUUUGUGAGUUUUGAGAUUGUUCUUGUUUCUUUUUCAUGUCAAGGAUGCAGUAUGUAAAAAAAAAAAAAAAAAGUUUUGUUCUCUCUCUCUUUGUAGCUGUAUGGUGUAUCAUGUGAAUACAUAGUGUAUGUGGUAAGAAUACCACGCUAUUGUUUUAUGUUGCCUAUAAAUAAAACAUUGAAGUGACACAUUUUGGGCUACGCAUCUUUAUUGCCUCUUCAAAGACGCUGAACAUCCCAUCUUUUGGGAAACUACUACACUAAAAGUGAACUUUUUUGGAAAGUGUGUGUCCCAUUACAUUUCAGAAAAAGAACAUCAUACCAACAGUAAAAUAUGGUGGUGGUAGUGUGAUGUCUGGGGUUGUUUUGUUGCUUCAAGACCUGGAAAACUUCUGUUGUCUAACAAAAAAUCCUGAAGGAGAAUGUCGGGCCAUCUUUCCGUGACCUCAAGCU